This is a messenger RNA of Hyaloscypha bicolor E, 1868 nucleotides long. RefSeq names its product putative quinate permease. Gene Ontology annotation, biological process: transmembrane transport; carbohydrate transport. Gene Ontology annotation, cellular component: membrane. The record is from RefSeq and is a predicted model, not a curated record. NCBI's taxonomy places the organism in Eukaryota, Fungi, Ascomycota, Leotiomycetes, Helotiales, Hyaloscyphaceae. Bases 125 to 1795 code for a protein of 556 amino acids. The transcript is spliced from 21 exons. Gene Ontology annotation, molecular function: carbohydrate:proton symporter activity.
CGCCACCAAGUGGUUCAUAGAACUCGCGGAUUGUUGCUGUCAAAGUCUGGUCUUUAUAUUAGGUCUGAUCGACGACUCUCGAGCACCGCCAACAGGCCUCGAAGUCGAGAAACUAGCCGCCAAAAUGGUUAAUAUCCUCAAGCACAUCGUUAAAAAUGAUGCGAUGAAAAAUGAUCCGGUCGAGAUCUACGGAUGGAGGGUCUUUGCAUUAGCAUGCUCAGCCUGUUUCGGAGGCAUGCUUUUCGGAUGGGAUAUUGGAUCCAUUGGAGGAAUUAUUGUCAUGCCCGCAUUCAUGAAGGAAUUUCACCUCACAGAUGCAAACUCUUCUACUCUCAAUAGCAACAUCGUCAGCGUUCUCCAAGCAGGAUGUUUCUUUGGUUCUCUGAUUGCGUAUUACGUGGCGGACAGAUGGGGACGAAAGCCUGCGUUGUUGAUUUCGGCUAGUAUUACGAUGGUUGGCAUCAUCAUCCAAGCUACAACCCUCAAAUCAUUGACACAACUUUACCUUGGCCGACUUAUUUCUGGGUUUGGUGUGGGCGCUGCAAGCAUGCUUACCCCCCUUUACGUCAGCGAGAAUGCGCCCCGUGCUAUUCGUGGUGGCUUGACUGGGUUGUAUCAGCUAUUCAUUGCAACAGGAACGAUGCUUGCUUUCUGGACCAAUUAUGGAACCAACAAAAAUUUCAAACCCCUCAACAAGGCCAAUGCUGCAUGGCAAGUGCCUUUGGCCAUGCAGGCGCUCCCAGCCCUCUGCCUUUUCUUCGGUCUCGUACUUUGCAACGAAUCUCCCCGAUGGUUGGCUAGACAAGACAAUUGGGAGAGAGCCACCGAAGUCCUGUCUCAGGUCACUAAUCUUCCCCCGGACCAUCCGUAUGUUCAGAUGGAGUUGGAUGAGAUGAGAGAUCAACUUGAAAACGAGCGACGCCUGAUCGGUGGGGCUACGUUUUGGGAUCUUCAACGUGAGAUGUGGACCAUCAAGGGGAACCGAAAUCGAGCCCUUAUCUCCAUCGGUAUCAUGGUUUGUCAACAGAUGACCGGAACAAAUGCCAUUAACUAUUACGCACCGACCAUUUUCCUGAAUCUGGGUAUUCCUAGCGCAAAUACUGGUCUCUUCGCAACAGGAAUUUAUGGCGUCGUCAAAAUGGUAACCUGUGCCGCCUUCCUCCUCUUCGCCGCCGACUCUCUCGGUCGCCGACGGUCUCUACUCUGGACCUCCAUCGCCCAAGGAUGUGCCAUGUUUGUCAUCGGCUUCUACGUGCGCUUCGAUCCCCCAGUCAAAGGCCACCCCAUCCCUCCCGUUGGCUACUUCGCCCUCUCCUGCAUCUUUUUUUUCGCCGCCUUCUUCCAAUUCGGAUGGGGCCCAUGCUGCUGGAUUAUCGUCUCCGAGAUUCCCACUGCAAGACUGCGAGCUAUGAAUGUGGCGCUCGCGGCCGCGACUCAGUGGCUCUUCAACUUCGUUGUUGCUCAGGCCGUCCCGCAUAUGCUUAAGGACGGACAUAUGGGCAAAGCGGGCUAUGGCACAUAUUUCUUCUUUGGCUCCUGCUGCUUCGCCAUGUUCUUCUUCGUCUGGUUCCUGAUCCCGGAGACGAAGGGAAUGAGUCUUGAGAGGAUGGAUGAUAUCUUCGGCGUCACGGAACUCGCAAAAGCCCACAUCGAUGAGGAAGGCGCUCAUGCUUCGACGAAUAUUAACGAGAAGUUGUAUAACACGCAUGUCCAAGAGACGACGGCUGAUGUGAUUUCUCCUCAAGAUCGUGAGGCUCAGAGCAGUGUGGGCUCCGAUAAGCUCGAUAAGCGAUGAUUAGAUAAUCGCGCUAAUUUGUCAAUAAUCGAUAAUUAUCGAUAAUUAUCGUUCUAGGCGGUGAGGGGCCCGG